UGUGCAAGUCGCAUGUUUAAGCUCAUAUGGAAAACACUAAGAUCCAAUUAGCCAUUCUUAUAAACAUUCUUAAUAAGAAGUAACUUUCUGAAAUAUUUUUAUACUUUACUACGUUGUUAUGUGCGGGGAGAAAUCAACCAUGCUACAAUCAAGAUGAUGCUCCUAUCACGUACUCCGAGGAGAAAAUAUGCAUUUGCACUCCAACGCUUGAGAGUUUAUGCUAUACGACCUUCAAGUACUUCGGCGUCGCCAAAUGACCACCUGUCUGAACCCAUUGUACAAGACAGUUUCACUCGCCUGUCCAAGUUCUGGAUACCUACGGGAGGAAUAACUGCUACCGAGAAUGAAGAUGCUCAUAGCAAGUUAAUCCGAGCUGGAUACCUCCGUCAAUCUCAUGCUGGGAUCUUCCAUAUGCUCCCGCUAGGCCAAAAGGUCCAGGAGAAACUAGAAAGAUUAAUAGAUAAAUAUAUGUCACAAGUUGGCGCAUCUAAGGUGGCCUUAUCAUCUAUCUCAUCCCAAUCUCUGUGGCAGCAAACAAACCGACUAGAAGGUUAUGGUCCAGAGUUAUUCCGGUUAACCGAUAGGAAAGAUGUUCCCUAUUUACUGGCACCAACUCACGAGGAAGAGAUAACAACACUCGUCGCAAAGACAAUCAAGUCAUACAAGAAUCUACCUUUAAGACUUUAUCAAAUUGGCCGCAAGUAUCGCGACGAAAUCCGACCCCGACACGGAUUAUUACGGUCAAGAGAGUUUCUCAUGAAGGACCUCUACACUUUCGACUACUCUGUCGAAUCCGCACUCUCAACUUAUGAACAAGUAUGUGCUGCCUAUUCUCGCCUCUUUGACGAACUGAAGCUCCCAUACCUAGUUGCGGAAGCCAGCUCCGGUGAUAUUGGAGGCGAUCUCAGCCACGAAUACCAUCUUCCCACUUCGAUUGGAGAGGACAACGUGAUUAAUUGCGACAGCUGCAACUACGUCGCUAAUGAGGAGCUUGCUGCCACACGGCUUAGUCCGUCAGACACUCCUCCGGCUGAAUCCGGAGAUGUGCUAACUGCUGGAGUUUGGCGCGGCGUCUCCAAAGAUAGGUCAACUCUUAUCAAUGUUUGGUAUCCUGCUUCCUACUCGGACGACGACAUUAACACAUAUGCAAUCAAAUCCAUUCUUCCAGAAUUAGAUUCGAGUCUCAUCGACUCAACGCCGUUUUGGUCUUCUGCACCUUCUGAAACUAGAAAGGGGCUACGAUUAGUGAACAUUGUCGAUUGCCGGCUUGGUUCUCCUUUUACUGUCGCGCUUGAAACAAAUCCAAACCCCAAGUUUCUACUACCCGAAGGAGCCGACCUCGACCUUUCUAUCAUCACGAGCGACUACAUAACCACGUCGACAAACGGAGAGCCUCUUAACGUUCUUCGCAUUCGUGAUGGCGAUAGCUGUCCUCGAUGUGAGUCGGGGAAGCUCAAGGUCCAGAAAGCAAUCGAGCUCGGACAUACAUUCCAUCUUGGGACACGAUACUCGGAACCUCUUGAAGCUCAUGUCCAGGUUCCUAAACACUUGAUAGAAGGUGGUUCCUCCACCGCUAAACCUGGAAGCAUGGUGACCGUGCCCAUGCAAAUGGGGUGUCAUGGCAUAGGAGUGUCCCGCAUCAUCGGCGCUGUCGCGGACCACCUAGCCGAUAGUAAAGGUCUGAACUGGCCCCGCGCCAUCGCACCCUUCGAGGUAGUUGUCAUUCCGGGUCGGGGCUUAGACCAAGACAGCGUAAUCGUCUCGGAGUAUCUAGCAAAUUCCCAAGCCUCUCGGACCUUGGACUUGUUGCUGGACGACCGUCCGGAGUCUUUACCGUGGAAGAUGAGAGACGCUGACCUGAUCGGAUACCCGGUUGUAGUGAUCCUCGGGAAGGGAUGGAGUACGGACAGGCUCUGCGAAGUCCAAUGCAGGAGACUUUCUAGCGUAUCGCACGUCGUCCUCGAGGAACUCCCUAUGUAUAUUAACCAACUCCUCACUCAGCUCUAGAUUCUAGAGGAAAAUUGAAAAAAGAGUGUAAAUAUCCACACCUUCGGUCAUUUACAAACCUGCCAAGAUAGGUACCUAACCGUAAGCCCGCGUGCUGCAGGAUUAUCGGGAAGACUUAUAAUGCGGUCGCUUAGAACUCACAGGGGGAUUUGUUAGUGGAUAAAAAAGCAAUUCGGGACCGAGAUAAUGCCAUGUCUUACAUUGAAUCCAUCAAACGACACAGGUAAUGAUCAUUAACUGCUUACGAAAAUUCGGAAGCGCGAAGACGCGGGGAUCCCCACACCCGGCCGUCCGGCUCGUCACUCCUCCCGUAUAUAAGGAGUAGCCAGUUCUUAGGUUUUUAGCGCU
Molecule: messenger RNA, 2355 nt
Organism: Daldinia caldariorum
Lineage: Eukaryota; Fungi; Ascomycota; Sordariomycetes; Xylariales; Hypoxylaceae
Product: prolyl-tRNA synthetase
Exons: 7
Coding region: 154-2007 (617 amino acids)
Biological process (GO): prolyl-tRNA aminoacylation
Cellular component (GO): cytoplasm; mitochondrion
Molecular function (GO): ATP binding; proline-tRNA ligase activity
Source: RefSeq, a predicted model, not a curated record